Molecule: messenger RNA, 607 nt
Organism: Paramecium sonneborni
Lineage: Eukaryota; Ciliophora; Oligohymenophorea; Peniculida; Parameciidae
Source: the annotation of a GenBank genome assembly
AUGAUUGAAAAAUAUUUUAUUCAUUUUUUCCCAUUCAACUUAAUCUUUUCUGAGAUCUAUAAAGUUUAUCAAAAACUCUAUGGUAUAGAUAAGCAAUUAAUUGUAAUUUAUUCAAUAAUUAAAUUAGCCUGAAAAUGAAGAAGUUGAAUACCAUAAUAAAUUGUUUAAACCUCACGCAUUUAACAAAAAAGCCACUCUUUCAAACAAAGUUGUAAUUAUUGUCAAAGUCCCUAUCUUUAAUAAUUAAAUUAAAGAAAUAUAAAUUUCAUCUAAAUAACUUAAAUUGCUGUUUACAAAGAAAAAUCGAAUUCUCUAACUAAAAUUAGAUUUUAAAUAAAGAAUUGAAGUUUAAAUGAAUCAAAUAUUAAAUCAAUAAGCUAAACUCAAUUAAGAAAAAUUAAAAUAGUAACAUACACAAAUUACUAUUCUUAAGUAGAAGUAUUAUAUUAUUAUUAAGGCUAUUGAUGAACCUAAAUAGCUCAAUUUCACAACUUCACUUUAAUUAAAAAAUGGAUUUUCUUUCAUUAGAUCCUUGUCAAUUCUCGAAAAGCAAGUUAAGCCCAUCUAAAAAAUUAGAAUAACAAUAGUUCCAAGACUGCUUGAUUGA